Messenger RNA from Coccinella septempunctata (seven-spotted ladybird), 1613 nucleotides. Its product is annotated as hexokinase type 2-like. NCBI's taxonomy places the organism in Eukaryota, Metazoa, Arthropoda, Insecta, Coleoptera, Coccinellidae. Gene Ontology annotation, molecular function: D-glucose binding; fructokinase activity; mannokinase activity. Gene Ontology annotation, biological process: intracellular glucose homeostasis; glycolytic process; glucose 6-phosphate metabolic process. Bases 30 to 1526 code for a protein of 498 amino acids. The transcript has 8 exons. The record is from RefSeq and is a predicted model, not a curated record. Gene Ontology annotation, cellular component: mitochondrion; cytosol.
UUUUUAUGUCGUGCCAACCAUGACAACAUAUGUCAAUUUUAUCGUCAGCUAUCAAAUUUCGAACCCCUUCAUCCCCAUCGCAAAUUCUAGUGAAGAAAAUCGUUGAAAUAAUGACGGAAAAGCAGAAGGAAGAAGAUGUUCAUCCAUCUCAUAACAGAGCCUGCCUGUGUCGCCCUUUGAAUAUCCCAAGGACGAAACCAACAAAUGACGUGUACAACGCCUUGAAAGACUUCUGCGUAACAGACGAAGAUCUGAAAAAAUACAUGAGACUCUUCAUGGCCGAUCUACAUAAAGGUCUGGCCAAAGCAACGCAUCCAAAGUCGAUCGUCAAGUGCUAUCCGACCUACAUACAAGACCUUCCAACUGGACAAGAGGUUGGCAAAUACCUAGCCCUGGAUCUCGGCGGCACCAACUUCAGGGUGAUACUGGUGGAGCUGCAGAAGAACCACUUCGAGAUGACCUCCAGGACGUUCGUCAUACCGGGGGAAAAGAUGCGGGGAUCGGGCAAGGACCUCUUCGACCACGUGGCGACCUGCCUGAAGGUUUUCAUAGUGGAGCAGAAGCUGGACAACGAGUGUCUUCCCUUGGGCUUCACCUACAGCUUCCCCCUGGUCCAGAAGGCGAUCGACAAGGGGAUCAUCGAGAGGUGGACCAAGGGGUUCAAGUGCGAGGAUGUGAUAGGGGAAGAUGUGGUCAAGGUGCUACAAGAGGCCUUAGUUCGUAAGGGGAUACAGAAAAACGUCAACGUUAAGGCGGUCAUAAACGACACAGCUGGCACCCUGAUCGCGUGCGCUUGGAAGAGCCCCUACUGCAGGAUCGGACUGAUAGUGGGAACCGGAACCAACGCUUGUUACGUGGAGAAGCAGCAGAACGCCGAGAUGUUCGACGCCGCUAACCACGGUUCCGGCGUGGUGCUGAUCAACUGCGAAUGGGGUGCUUUCGGCGACGACGGCAGUCUGGAUUUCAUAAGGAGGCCGGAAGAUGUGGAGAUCGAUAAGGGAUCGAUCAAUCCAGGGAAACAGCUGCACGAGAAGAUGAUAUCUGGAAUGUACAUGGGAGAACUGGUGAGACUGUUGAUUUUGAAAUGCGUCAAGGACGGUUCCAUAUUCGGAGGUAAAUCGUCGAGCGAACUGAACCAGAAAGACAAAUUCCUAACCAAGUACGUUUCCGACAUUGAAUCCGACAAGCCUGGGACGUAUGACAAAUGCAAGGCGAUCCUAGAAUCACUAGGGCUGAAGAACAUAACGGAAGUCGACUUUCAAAACGUCAGGUACAUCUGCGAAUGCGUGAGCAGAAGGGCCGCGUUCAUGUGUGCCGCAGGUCUAGCCACCUUGAUCAAGAAGACGGAAGAGAAGAGAGUGACAGUUGGUAUAGACGGCUCCGUCUAUAGGUACCAUCCGUACUUCCACCAUCUGAUGGUGGAGAAGAUGAGACAAUUGGUCACCCCAGGAGUCGUGUUCGAUCUGAUGCUGUCAGAAGAUGGCAGUGGCCGAGGUGCUGCUCUAACAGCUGCUUCAGCCUCCUGAUGAGCUCUAUCAUUGAAGAAACUCAGAGGAUAAGAUAAGAGGAUAAAAGAAAAAUGUUUGGACCAAAUAAACAUCAAAAUAAAUCAA